AUGACAAUGUCAAAUAAUAUUGUUAGUAUUACUAAUCUGAAACCAGGGUUGACCCUACAUGAAUGCAUUAUCUUGUGUUUCACUGAUCUCUGGCGGCCACAAAUGCACAUUGCAAGUAGAGAGUUUCCGACAAGCUGAUGAUGAAGAUUUCUGGUACGGCAUAGACCUAAAUAAAUGACAAAUGUGUAGUUUGAAUACAGUUUCUGUUUUAUCGUAUUUGCAUUAAACAUUUCCGCAACAGACAAGGUAAUUCGCUAACUCGUCUAGCAAGUUGCUUGACCAGAGUGUUUCCACGCGCAAGGUUGUUCAAAAAGUGCUGUAGUUUUUGUAGCUAGCUGGAAAGUUAACUUACCCAAAGAGCAGAAGACCUGUAGCAAAACGUCAUUAAACAGAUCAACCAGACAUUACUAAAAUGCAUUCGUUUCGUACAAACUGGACUGUCAUUCGGGUAGAUUAAACGAUUAAAUAGCAAUUAUCAACAACAUUAGCAAAGUAGUUCGAUAGUGAAAGCUAUAGCUGGAUUGGCUAGCAGAGUAAGUGACAGGUCAGAUAAAAAAACAGCUAGUCUAGUUAGCAAAACCACGCCAGCAAAGGAUCACGGAUUUGUUCGGCAUAAAAUCAUUCUGCAUACUAACGUAUGACCUUGCUAACACGAUAUUUUAAAAGAUAGUUACAGUUGUAAAUUUUGCCGACCACUUUACCCCAGUUCAGGUACUUGUUUGUUAUCUAGUUCGAGAGCUGGUAAAUUGUGCGACGGAAGUGGCUUCAGCGUUAGCUUUCCUGCACUCGGCCCAGUGGCGGCGUGCUGGGGAAUUUCCAUCCGGUAUCAGCUCCUUGAACGGAGGAGAUCGUUAAUAUUUUGCCCAGUGAUCUGUGGUCUUCCGUCUCGGACACCCCCUGCUGAAUACUUAUAAAUACUCGAGUCAUCAAGUUUUGGUACCCCGUUAGGUGUAGUGCCUGCGAAGGAGAACCUGAGAGGAGAGGCCGACACUUCGGACCGUUUUUGAAGUCUUAACAUUAGAAGGUGUGCUGGGGCCUCGCUGUGGAUUCCCAGAGGCCGGGCGGGGUGGAGGCAGUGUGUGUGUGCGCGCGUGCGCGUGACCAGACCUCGCCAUGAACGGCAGCGGCGGCGGCCAACGUGCUGCCAGGUCGCGGGGUGCCCGAGGGGCGGAGCCGGCUGCAGAUGCUCCCUGCAGCCCCGCCCCUGGGGGAGAGGAGCCCUGCGGAAGGGGUGGAGCCUGCAUCCUGAGGAAGCUGGUCCAGCUGCAGGCCCCGCCCCUAUCGCGCCACCAGCUGAAGCGGCUGGAGGACCACCGCUACAGCAGCGCGGGCCGCUCCCUGCUGGAGCCCUACAUGCAGGACUACUGGGAGUGGCUGGUCUCCCGCGUCCCCACCUGGAUCGCCCCCAACCUCAUCACCAUCGUCGGCCUGGCAACCAACAUCCUCACCACGCUGGUGCUGAUCUACUACUGCCCCACCGCCACCGAGCAGGCACCUCUCUGGGCAUACCUGGCAAGUGCAGUGGGCCUUUUUAUCUACCAGUCACUGGAUGCCAUCGAUGGGAAGCAGGCACGGCGGACCAAUAGCAGCACUCCUCUGGGAGAGCUGUUUGACCAUGGCUGUGAUUCCCUCUCCACAGUCUUUGUGGUCCUGGGCACCUGCAUCGCCGUGCAGCUGGGCACCAACCCGGACUGGAUGUUCUUCUGCUGUUUCGCGGGCAUGUUCAUGUUCUACUGUGCCCACUGGCAGACCUACGUCUCAGGCACCCUGCGCUUCGGCAUCAUCGAUGUGACGGAAGUGCAGAUCUUCAUCAUAACCAUGUACCUGCUGGCUGCCGUCGGGGGAACGGCGUUUUGGCAGUCUUCGAUCCCGGUGAUUAAUAUCCAGAUUAAAAUAGUGCCUGCCAUCUUGACUGUGGCAGGGGCUAUCUUCUCCUGUGCAAACUACUUCCGGGUCAUUUUCACAGGCGGGGUAGGGAAGAACGGAUCCACAAUAGCAGGAACGAGUGUCCUGACCCCGUUCUUCCACAUAGGGUCAGUCAUCACACUGGCCAUCAUGAUUUACAAGAAGUCUGCGGUCCAGCUCUUUGAAAAGCAUCCCUGUCUUUAUGUCAUGGCUUUUGGCUUUGUGUCUGCCAAGAUCACUAACAAGCUAGUGGUUGCACAUAUGACUAAGAGUGAAAUGUAUCUCCUUGACUUGGCCUUUCUGGGCCCAGGACUGCUCUUUCUGGACCAGUAUUUCAACAGCUUCAUCGACGAAUACCUAGUCCUCUGGAUCGCUCUGGGCUUGUCCUUCCUCGACCUGGUGCGUUACUGUGUCACCGUCUGCAACCAGAUCGCCUCUCACCUGCACAUCUUCGUCUUCAAAAUCAAGCCCCCGAACACACUCCCCAACCAGCAAGGGCGCAACCACCAUUAGGGACCUCUUUUUGUGUUUUUCCACUUUUUGCAAAAAAAAAUAAAAAUAAAAAGGACAUGCGCUAUCUUGAAAUGAAUGUAAAACCAGUACAGCCGAUGGUGAGAAUAUACGAGGAAAAAGUUCAAAGGAAAUUAUUUAUUUCAAUCACUGUCUUGUGCAAUUUUGUUCUGUGUCCAGAAUGGUCAGAUUAAUGGUCUCCUGACUAAAAGAGGAAAGGUUU
Messenger RNA from Anguilla rostrata (American eel), 2638 nucleotides. Its product is annotated as choline/ethanolaminephosphotransferase 1-like. Gene Ontology annotation, biological process: phosphatidylethanolamine biosynthetic process. Gene Ontology annotation, cellular component: endoplasmic reticulum membrane; Golgi apparatus. The coding region runs from base 1114 to 2418 and encodes 434 amino acids. The record is from RefSeq and is a predicted model, not a curated record. The transcript has 9 exons. Gene Ontology annotation, molecular function: ethanolaminephosphotransferase activity; diacylglycerol cholinephosphotransferase activity. Lineage: Eukaryota; Metazoa; Chordata; Actinopteri; Anguilliformes; Anguillidae.